UAAUCUGGCCCCCACCAUUGUCACCUUUCAGUACUUGACAGAGCAAAGCCACCUUUCUCAUUCUCACCGGAUUUGACUUUCUUGUUUUCACUGAUUCAACUUUGGUGCCGCCAUUCCCCUCUAUAUUCAGCUCAGCCGCCAUUCCCGUCUCUCUCUCUCUCUCUCUCUCUCUCUCCUGUGUUUUGUCUCCGAGUUAUUACAGAGAGAAAGAAGGGAGCUCCCCAUAGUUUUGGGUUGAUCUUGAUUGAGAGCAACUUUGUAGGAAAAGGAAGAUCAGAUUCAUGUCAUUGGUGGUCUUGUUUUGGUAUGCUGCAGCAGCCUGCAGCAUAUUCACAUCUGGGUUUGGUGUACAAGCUCAACCCGCCACAUAUCCUUCUGAAGUGAUAGCACUGAAUGCAAUCGUUCAGAAGUGGAAUCUUACAGUCAAUACGAAGCAAUGGAACACGACUGGUGACCCAUGCAGUGGAGUUGCGAUAGAUGAAGAUGAUGAAACCGGAUAUUUCUAUGAUGCAAAUGAUUACAAUCCAUUCAUCAAAUGCAAUUGUUCUUUUGAUUCGAACACAACUUGCCACAUUACCCAACUGAAAGCAUCUAUUUUGGACAUUGUCGCUCCAAUUCCAGAUGAGCUCUAUUCUUUGACUUUCCUUCAAUAUCUCAAUUUGGAAAAGAAUUACUUAACAGGACCUAUCUCUCCAUCAGUUGGAAAUCUAAGCAGAAUCACAUACUUGAACUUGGGGCACAACGACUUAUCAGGUGAAAUUCCAAAGGAUAUUGUCAAACUCACCAAUUUGACAUUCUUGGCUCUUGGGACACUCAACCUUUCAGGUUCUCUGCCACCUGAGAUAGGGUAUUUAACUACAAUACAAAAGAUUUUCAUUGAUAAUUCUGGACUUAGUGGUGAGAUUCCACCAACAUUCGCUAAUCUAACGAACAUGAUACAAUUUUGGGCAACAGAUACAAACCUCACUGGCAGGAUCCCAGACUUCAUAGGAAAUUGGACAAAGCUUACUACCUUGAGGUUUCAGGGAAACUCUUUUGAAGGUUCCAUACCAUCUUCACUGUCCAGAUUGACACUUUUGACGGAGCUACGAAUUACUGAUGUAACAAUUUCCAAUGACAACUCUUCUCUUGGCUUUAUCAAGGAUAUGCUGUCUCUAGACGUCUUAAUGCUGAGGAAUAACAAUAUUUCUGAUUCAAUUCCUUCCAAUAUUGGGGAUUACCGAAAAUUGGUUCACCUGGAUUUGAGCUUCAACAAUUUGCAUGGACAGAUACCAGCCACACUCUUUGAUAUGAAUGUUCUUGCCAUACUGUUUCUUGGAAACAAUAAGUUGAAUGGCAGCCUUCCUGAAUCUAAAAGCUCGGCGCUUCUUGUUGUUGAUGUGUCUUACAAUAAUCUAGUAGGCCAGAGCUUCCCGAGUUGGGUCAACGAACAAAACUUACAGCUCAACUUGGUGGCCAACAACUUCACCAUAGGCAGUUCAGAUAGCAGUGAUCUACCUUCAGGGUUAAAUUGCCUUCAACGGGGCUUUCCUUGCCAUCGCGAUAGUCCAGUUUAUUAUAACUUCAUGAUUAACUGCGGUGGUGAUCAGACUAAGAUAUCCAAUGGGACUGUGUAUGAGAAGGACAAUGAGCCCCUUGGUCCAGCUACGUAUUAUGUGACUGACACAAACAGAUGGGGAGUUAGCAAUGUUGGUCUUAAAACACAGUUUAAGGCUGCAUCAUAUUUGACUGGGACAGACACUCCGAUGUAUACAAUAUCCACUUCAUCUCCAAUAAAAAAUACUUCAGACCCUACGAUAUUUCAGAGUGCAAGAAUCUCUGCCUCAUCACUCAGAUACUAUGGCUUGGGUCUUGAGAAUGGAAACUACACUGUGAAGCUUGAAUUUGCAGAACAAGCUAUUCUAGAUACUUCUAGAAAAAGUCUCGGAAGACGUGUGUUUGAUAUAUAUAUCCAGGAUGUCCGUGUUGUUAAAGAUUUUGAUUUGAGAAAGGAGACAAAUAGGACAUCUUUGGUAGCUAUUGAAAAGGUAUACAAGGCUCAGGUGGUUUCAGAGAAUUACCUUGAAAUUCAUUUCUUCUGGGCUGGAAAGGGGACUUGCUGCAUACCGGAGGAGGGUACUUAUGGUCCUCUUAUAUCAGCUAUCAGUGCUACACCUGAAUUCAAACCUACUGUCAGCAACAAGCUGCCGAGUGUGAAGAAGAAUAGGACUGGGAUGAUUGUAGGAAUUGUUGUUGGUGGUGGAGUUUUAUUUUUGGUGGUGGUUCUUUUCUAUAUUGUUCAAAGAAGAAAAAGGCUCAACGCCGAUGAUAACUAUGAUGAAGAGCUAUUGGGAAUAGAUCUUGGACCUCUCACUUUCAGUUAUUCUGAACUGAAGGCAGCUACUAAUGACUUUAGUCCAGAUAAUAAACUUGGAGAGGGAGGAUUUGGGCCUGUAUUUAAAGGUACUCUAAGUGAUGGAAGAGUAAUUGCCGUAAAACAAUUGUCUGCAUCAUCCCACCAAGGAAAAAACCAGUUUGUAACAGAGAUUGCCACUAUAUCUUCUGUGCGACACAAUAACCUAGUAAAUCUGUAUGGAUUCUGCGCCGAGGGAUCUAAACGGCUCCUUGUCUAUGAGUAUCUGGAGAACAGGAGUCUUGAUCAAGCAUUAUUUGGAAAAAGAACCUUGCAUCUAGAUUGGCCAACACGCUUUGAUAUAUGUUUGGGCGUAGCUAGAGGUCUAACAUAUCUUCAUGAGGAAUCAAGGCAUCGAAUUGUACAUAGAGAUGUGAAAGCAAGUAACAUUCUGCUCGACUCUAAUCUUGUUGCCAAAAUAUCAGAUUUUGGUUUGGCCAAGCAUUAUGAUGAUAAAAUGACACACAUGAGUACACGGGUUGCCGGAACAAUUGGAUAUCUUGCACCGGAAUAUGCUAUGCGUGGACACUUGACAGAGAAGACCGAUGUGUUUGCCUAUGGUGUUGUCAUUCUAGAAAUUGUCAGUGGUAGGUCAAAUUCUGAUCCAAGUUUGAAAGGCGAUAUGGUUUAUCUUCUUGAAUUGGCUUGGAACUUGCAUGAAAACAAAAGGGAACUUGAUCUAGUAGAUUCUAGAUUAUCUGAAUUCAAUGAGGUAGAAGCAAGACGAAUCAUCAACAUAGGACUUUUGUGCACUCAGUCAUCACCAAAUUUACGACCAGCUAUGUCUCGCGUGAGUGGAAUGCUUACAGGGGAUAUUGAAGUAACUCCUGCUACUUCGAAGCCCAGUUACUUGACAGACUGGAAAUUUGAUGAUGUAACUACUAUCACCAGCCAAACGAAAUUUGGUGAUGGAAGUACCGGCACCAGUCUAGCAACUGAUGGGUCAGCUAGAGGAACUGACUUCAGCUUUCUCAACUCAUCGGCAGGUACGAGUGUGAUGGGGGAUGCAGGACAGUUACCUUCGAAUGCCACUCUUCCAAUAUUUAGUACAAAUGGUGAUGAUGGUAGGUAAGAGUUUUGAUGGAAGCCGAGUAGGCGGCACACUAGUUUUUGUGUUCUUGAUACACAUGGCUCUUGAUGUCUUUUUAUCAUUAGCAUACACAUUCAUUUUUGAAUCUUGAUGAUGUGUGUUUAUAGAGCGAUUUUUUUGUAAUGAAGGAGAGGGACUUAUAAAAUUAAGCACCCAACUACAAGAAGAUCCUGCUAAAAAUUUAUCCUCUACUCUUUUUAAUGCAUUAUGAAACCUUUUGUAGUCUUGUAGCCCGUAAGAUUGUAAGAACCCAGCAAAC
Molecule: messenger RNA, 3741 nt
Organism: Argentina anserina (silverweed cinquefoil)
Lineage: Eukaryota; Viridiplantae; Streptophyta; Magnoliopsida; Rosales; Rosaceae
Product: probable LRR receptor-like serine/threonine-protein kinase At1g56130
Exons: 25
Coding region: 282-3464 (1060 amino acids)
Biological process (GO): protein phosphorylation
Cellular component (GO): plasma membrane
Molecular function (GO): protein kinase activity; protein binding; ATP binding
Source: RefSeq, a predicted model, not a curated record